CUCAUUAAUGAGCUCCAUAAAUAAGGGGCAACAUAUAGUAACACCUUUGAGACCUAAUAUAUACACACACAUGCAAGUUAACACAAAGUAAAAGCUACAAAUUAAUUAGUAAUUAAAGAGGAAUCAAUUGAGGCAAAGAUGUCAAGUGUUAUAAUGCAAUUUGCGAUUCCUACCCAAACUAAUAUUCUUCAUAAGUUAUGCAAUGUGAGUUCAAAACGACAUAGUUUGAGCAGUCAUCGGGCACGUUGCUCAUUGCAAGCGGGUGGACGACGAAGUGGAGGCUACCAACCUACCCUUUGGGAUUUCGACUCUAUUCAAUCCUUCAACUCUGGCUAUAAGGAAGAGAGGCACCUGCAAAGGGCCGCGGCUUUGAUUGAGCGGGUGAAGACGCUGCUGCUGCAGAAACCUCAACCAUGUUUGGAGCUGAUUGACGACCUGCGAAGCUUGGGUAUAUCUUGUCAUUUCCACCACGAAAUCGCUCAAAUCCUCAACUCCAACAACAUUAAUCACACACAUUUGUACGAAACAGCUCUUAGAUUCAGACUCCUAAGGCAGCACGGUUUUACCGUCUCUCAAGAAGUAUUUGAUUGUUUCAAGAAUGACAAGGGUACUGAUUUCGAGCCAAGCCUGUGUGACGAUACCAAAGGAUUGCUACAGCUGUAUGAAGCUUCAUUUCUAUCAGCACAUGGAGAAGAGACCCUUGAUCUUGCAAGAGAAUUUGCAACUAAAUUCCUGCAGAAAAGAAUAGUAGUUGAUGAUGAGGUUGAACGAGCGUUGGAGUGGCCUACUCAUUGGAGGGUUCAAAUGCCAAACGCAACAUCCUUCAUUGAUGCUUAUAAGAGGAGAGCCGAUAUGAAUCCAAUUGUGCUAGGCCUAGCCAAAUUGGACAUAAAUAUUGUUCAGGCACAGUUUCAACAAGAACUCAAAGAAACCUCUAGGUGGUGGGAGAGAUUGGGGCUUGUGAAGGAGCUUCCUUUUGUGAGGGAUAGAAUAGUGGAGUGCUACUACUGGACGACUGGAGUCCUUGAGCAUCGUCAACAUGGUUAUGAGCGGAUAAUGCUCACCAAAAUAAAUGCUCUUGUUACAACAAUUGACGAUGUCUUUGAUAUUUAUGGUACGCUUCAAGAGCUGCAACUAUUCACAACUGUUAUUCGAAGAUGGGAUCUUGAAUCAAUGAAGCAACUUCCCCGUUACAUGCAAAUAUGUUAUCUUGCACUCUACAACUUUGUUAAUGAGAUGGCUUACGAUACUCUCAAGGACAAAGGUUUCAACUCCAUCCCAUUUCUACGAAAAGCGUGGGUUGAUUUGAUUGAGGCAUAUCUGAUAGAGGCAAAGUGGUACUACAAGGGACAUAAACCUAGCUUGGAAGAAUAUCUCAACAAUGCUUGGAUAUCAAUCGGAGGAAUCCCCAUUUUGUCACACCUCUUUUUCCGGCUAACUGAUUCGAUAGAGGAGGAGGCUGUUGAGAGCAUGCAUACAUACCAUGAUAUUGUUCGUGCAUCAUGUACGAUUCUGAGGCUUGCUGAUGAUCUGGGAACAUCACUGGAUGAGGUGGAGAGAGGCGAUGUGCCUAAAUCAGUCCAGUGUCACAUGAAUGAGGAGAAUGCUUCAGAACAAGAGGCACGAGAGCAUUUGAGAUCACUCAUAGAUCAGACAUGGAAAACAAUAAAUAAGGAGAUGAUGAUGGCAUCCGAUUCUCCAUUUUCCAAAUAUUUUGUGGAAGUUGUUGCUAAUCUUGCAAGAAUGGCACAAUUUAUAUACCAACAUGAAUCUGAUGGAUUCGGCAUGCAACACUCAUUGGUAAACAAAAUGCUCAGAGGCUUGCUGUUCGACCCCUAUGAAUAACGGAUGAUCUUCUGCAUGCAUGCCAAGGAUUGGGGGAAAGCAAUCUGCCGUCUAACCUAGCUAAUAUGGUUAUUUAGAAGAUGAAAGAAAUUAUAAUAAUUAAUAAUCAUGUUUUUAUGUUGCAUGCGAAUUAAAUAAUUAUGACUAGAUUUUAAGCAUUCAGAAGCAGUUAUGCUUACCCAACAUUAUAUAUGUAGUUAUUCUGUCUGUAGUAAUGCACUA
Molecule: messenger RNA, 2067 nt
Organism: Salvia miltiorrhiza (redroot sage)
Lineage: Eukaryota; Viridiplantae; Streptophyta; Magnoliopsida; Lamiales; Lamiaceae
Product: 1,8-cineole synthase, chloroplastic-like
Exons: 7
Coding region: 139-1845 (568 amino acids)
Biological process (GO): diterpenoid biosynthetic process
Molecular function (GO): magnesium ion binding; terpene synthase activity
Source: RefSeq, a predicted model, not a curated record